AUGACACAAACAGAAGACAGCAUAAGAGAAAACGAACGACUCAAAGAUAUGAUUAGUCACUACAUAGAAACGCUGGUAGACUGCGCGGAGAAUUAUAUGCAAAAUGAAGACCACCCCGACCAAGUGGUACAAAACCAAUACCAAGACACUCUCAAAAACAUUUUAAUAACAAGAAACCAAAUCAUUGGACACAUCGAAGCACUUAAACUCAGUCAACGUAACCCGGAGAGUAUAAGGGAUGAAAGAGCAUUCAAACAAGAAUACCAACAAAGUGUCGUCAAUAACACCGAGACAAUCACAAACGACCACCCCAAAUUGAAGGAACUGAGAAGAAGAAUGUGGGCUGCAAAGCAUACAGAACCAUUCCCAGAAGACGAUAAUGAGAUCAUCGUUCAAACCACAAACACAUUCAUUUGCCCACUCACGAAAAGGAGAUUUGUCGAGCCAUAUAAGUCGAAAGUGUGUGGACACAUAUUUUCAAAGGAUGCGAUUUUCAACUUGAUUGGACAUGUCAAACAGAUGAAAUGCCCCUUUGCGGGAUGUGACAAAAUGGUUACCAAAGAUGACUUUCAGUUGGACUAUGAAACAGUGCACGCGAUGGAGCGAGAAGCCAACACUAAAAUGUCAGAGGACGACUCCGAUGAUGGUGAGAUUGUUUAA
This is a messenger RNA of Entamoeba invadens IP1, 660 nucleotides long. RefSeq lists its product as hypothetical. NCBI's taxonomy places the organism in Eukaryota, Evosea, Mastigamoebida, Endamoebidae. Gene Ontology annotation, biological process: double-strand break repair via homologous recombination; protein sumoylation. Gene Ontology annotation, cellular component: nucleus; Smc5-Smc6 complex. Gene Ontology annotation, molecular function: zinc ion binding; SUMO ligase activity. The record is from RefSeq and is a predicted model, not a curated record. The transcript has a single exon. The coding region runs from base 1 to 660 and encodes 219 amino acids.